AUGCUGCGCGUUCGGAUGAUGUCCGGCGGAGACGUUGCGGCACUGCCUCUGGAAGAGCUCGGCGACGCUCUCGGCUUGACGGAGCAGCCGGACCGGCCGGUUCGGUCCUUGAAGCGUCGUCUGGAACGUCAAUGUGGACAGCCGAGAUUCCGGCAACGGCUGUUGUGUGAGAAUGGAGCAGUUUUACAGGACGACGCCCCUCUGGAGGGACACGCAGAGCUGCAAUUAGUUCUUCUAGACUUGGGCCAGACGUCGCAAGAUCAGGCAGCGGAGCUCAUCGUCGCAGCCGACGACAACAACACCUCAAAGGUCGAGAUCCUGUUGCAGAGACCCCAGGAUCCCAACUUGGCGGUCCGUGGCCACACUCCGCUCUUCUGCGCUGCGUUUCGGGGCCACCUGCAGGUCGUCAGCCUCUUGCUGGAGGCCUCUGCCGACGCAGACAAGCCCAGAUAUGAUGAUGGAGCAACGCCCUUGUUCGUGGCGUGUCAGUACGGACACCUGGAGGUUGUUCAGACCUUGCUGCAGAUGAGAGCUGACCAGGACAGGGAUGUGAAAGACGGUCCGACGCCCUUGAUUAUUGCCUGCCAGAGCAAUUUUGUGGAUGUGGUGCGGCUUCUGCUUGCCGCCCUGGCUGACAGCAACAAAGCCGACCCCAUUGGCGGCACCCCUUUGUCCAUGGCCUCUGCACUCGGCUGUCUGGAGAUCCUCGGGCUGCUGCUAGAGGCCAAUGCUGACAAGGAUAGGCCUCAGCGCGAUGGCAUGACGCCGUUGUUCUUCGCUUGUCAAGGCAAUGAUGCUGAAGUUGUUCGCAUUCUUUUGGAUGCACGUGCUGAUAAGGACAAGGCAUGCCACGACGGCGCAACCCCUUUGUCAGUGGCACGCCAGAAGCGGCAUGAGGAUGUCGUUCGCCUGUUGCAGGUGGCGUGCGACAAGGCCUGA
Molecule: messenger RNA, 939 nt
Organism: Symbiodinium natans
Lineage: Eukaryota; Dinophyceae; Suessiales; Symbiodiniaceae
Source: the annotation of a GenBank genome assembly